AUGACAAACACUCAUGGCGAUGACUCCGAGGCAACCCCUUUGCUAGCUCACAUCAAACAUGAAGACGUGUAUCGUCGCUUCGAACCAUCUCAAAAGCGAGUAAUUCUCGCAAUUGUUUCUACGACGGGGCUUCUUCCUUUGUUUGUGUCGGGGACGUUUGUCCCCUCGAUACCUCAAAUUGCAAAAGACCUUAAUUCUAACGGGACAGUUGUAAGUUGGGCUGUGAGUCUUUCGAUCAUGGCUUCGUCUUUGGGCUCGCUUCUGGGCGCAACCUAUUCCGGAUUCUAUGGAAGAAGGCCUAUCUAUCUCGUUGGGACGCCACUGCUUUUUAUUGGUUCAAUGGGUGUCGCUUUGGCACAAAAUAUACCUCAGCUCAUGAUAUGGAGGUUUGUACAGGCGAUUGGAGCAUCUCCAGGAUUGGCCGUUGGGUCCGGAGUCAUUGGUGAUAUAUACAAGCUCGAAGAACGAGGGGGAGCUAUGGGUAUCUUCUUCGCCGCUGUUCUAUUGGGUCCUGCGCUAGCGCCACUUGCGGGAGGUUUUGCAGCGCAUUACUUCUCUUGGCGAAUAAUGCAAUUCUGGCUCGGGAUCACAGGACUCGUUGUCUUUUUCAUCGUUCUGUUUAUACUUCCAGAGACAUUCCACCCCGGCGAACGAGGUGUUGAAAAGGCCGAUCCUGCAUCCCUCCCUAAAUGGCGCCCGGUGUUCCUUAAUUUCUUAGAACCUUUGUGGAUCAUGAGGAGUCCAAAUUUAAUGGCAGUUAUUUUGGCUGGGCUCUUUACUCUUAUGACUGACUAUGUUCUUCUUGUCCCAAUCGCGUAUACAAUAGGCGCCAAGUACAAUAUCACGAAUGAAGCGCUGAUCGGGGCUUGCUUCCUACCAUGCGGGCUUGGAAAUAUGAUUGGUGCUCCCUUGGCUGGGAGCAUCUCUGACAAGGUUGUCAUCUAUUACAGAAAAUCCCGAGGCGGAGAAUGGUACCCAGAAGACAGGUUGCGAACGACACUAAUUGGCGGACUCAUUUUCGUCCCGCUGUCGGUACUAAUGUCUGGCCUACUGACAACGUAUGUGCCAGGAAAGUUGGGACUUGCUUUGAAUCUGGUUUGCUUAUUUAUUAAUGGACUCGGGGUCGACUUUGUUCUGAGCCCAUCUGCUGCUUACAUAGUCGAUCUAAUGCAUUCUCGAAGCGCAGAAGCAAUGGCUGCUGGGAAUGGGUUCCGAUCAUUUAUGAUGGCAAUUGGAAUUGCUUGCAUCCUGCCAAUGAUCAACACCUACGGUGUAGCCGUGACUGAUGCGAUUGCCGCCGUUUUCGCGUGGAUCGGUUUUAUCCUGUUAUGGGUAACCAUUCGUUACGGAGAUCGACUCCGGGCAGUUGUCGACGUCGGAUUCUCGACAGCAGAUAACAAUUAA
This is a messenger RNA of Psilocybe cubensis, 1404 nucleotides long. RefSeq lists its product as uncharacterized. Bases 1 to 1404 code for a protein of 467 amino acids. The transcript has 13 exons. Gene Ontology annotation, biological process: transmembrane transport. The record is from RefSeq and is a predicted model, not a curated record. Gene Ontology annotation, molecular function: transmembrane transporter activity. Lineage: Eukaryota; Fungi; Basidiomycota; Agaricomycetes; Agaricales; Agrocybaceae.